CUCUCCCUCUGCAACCAAAAGUUGCAAAAAGUCGGACAUUUUGACUUAAUAUUAGUCUGUCCUCUUCUCCCCUCCUUGAUCUUUUUUUUUUUUUUUUUGGGACACAGUCUCAAGGUGCAAGGAAUUUAAUUUAAGUCAUGCCAGUUUUUCGAAUAUAAUACUUAUUCUUCUCUCUAAUCAAAGUUUAAGCGCACGUUAAGCAUCAAUCCAAAUCAAUGGAGGUUAUGUUCCACUCUUCAGCCUUCCUCCUUCCACCAAUCCCUGCCGGCCACUGCCCUCCUCCAUCCUACGCACUCGUUGUCCUUAACCAGAACCUCCCGAGAUUCGCUCCCCUGCUCUGGAACCACGCACAACUGCGUUUGUGCGCCGACGGAGGUGCGAACCGCGUCUACGAUGAAUUUCCUCUGUUUUUUCCUCACGAAGAGGCUUCCGAUGUUCGAAACAGGUACACGCCUAAUGUUAUUAAAGGUGAUAUGGAUUCAGUUCGUACAGAAGUCCUUGAUUUUUACAGAAGCAAGGGAACCCAGAUUGUAGAUGAGUCUCACGAUCAGGAUACCACAGAUUUACACAAGUGUAUAACACACAUACGGGACUUCACACCAAACGCGGAUAAGUCUAACGUAAGCUGGUUCUUUUCAUAUGCUCCUGUAUGGCUAUGCAUUCUGGUUGCUGGGGCACUUGGUGGUCGGUUUGACCACGAGAUGGGAAACAUUAACGUUUUAUACCGGUUUUCAUCCUUGCGAAUAGUUCUUUUAUCCGAUGAUUGCCUCAUUCACCUUCUUCCAAAAUCUCACCAUCAUGAGAUUCAUGUUCAAUCAUCUGUCGAAGGCCCACAUUGUGGACUCAUUCCCGUUGGGAUGCCAUCUGGGAGGACUACAACCACUGGCCUCAAGUGGGAUCUGAAUGAGACAGAAAUGAACUUUGGUGGUUUAGUAAGUACUUCAAACAUAGUUGAAGGAGAGAAGGCAACAGUGCAAUCCGAGUCGGAUCUCCUUUGGACCAUAUCUAUCAAAAAGCUAUAAUGAGACGUGAUAGGAGGUGCACAAACUAAACUUACAAAAGCUUCUCUACCACUUCCAAGGCCUCUCCAAUUUCCUUUGCAUAGACAGCUGCUUACUUGGUUAAAUUUAUAUUUAUACACAUCUCAUUCUUGUUGGAUUGUGCCAUAAUUCAUUUGAAUGCAUAGUAAAUCAUACUCU
Morus notabilis is the source of this 1199-nucleotide messenger RNA. RefSeq names its product thiamine pyrophosphokinase 1. Gene Ontology annotation, biological process: thiamine metabolic process; thiamine diphosphate biosynthetic process. The coding region runs from base 216 to 1022 and encodes 268 amino acids. Gene Ontology annotation, molecular function: thiamine binding; thiamine diphosphokinase activity; ATP binding. Lineage: Eukaryota; Viridiplantae; Streptophyta; Magnoliopsida; Rosales; Moraceae. The record is from RefSeq and is a predicted model, not a curated record. The transcript is spliced from 6 exons.